Diversispora eburnea is the source of this 1512-nucleotide messenger RNA. NCBI's taxonomy places the organism in Eukaryota, Fungi, Glomeromycota, Glomeromycetes, Diversisporales, Diversisporaceae. The record is from the annotation of a GenBank genome assembly.
AUGUCAGAAACAACUCUUAAUGCCAUCAAUGCCAUUAAUACUAUUAGUACUUUAGAAGAAAAUAAAGAUAAAGAUAAUAAUGAUACAGCAACGACGGAGGUUUUUGAAAAUCGCUGUUUGUUGUUUCCUACUUAUGCUACAAAACAUAUUUAUAAAGAUGGAUCAGAUUCUCCUAUAUUGACUGACGAAUGGAAUAUUCGAAUUCGAGGUUGGGCAUAUUCAGCACCAAAAUCAACCAGAACUCGUUCCCUUUUCCUUGGUUUAACAUCACGCGUCACAGGAAUCCAAAAAACUGAUGCCAGUUAUGAAAUUCUUGAAUCUCGUACAUCUUUAUUUUGGGCGAAUAAUAUUGAUGAUAAAGAGUUCACGGCGAAAAUAAUUGGUCUCACUGAUUCAAACAAGAUGUCCCUUGAAGGUGAUCCUAAUGACCUAUCCAUAGAACAUCUAAAAGAAAUGUCGAGUAUUAAGAUUUCUCCUUUAACAGGAAAUUUAUCAGGAUAUCUUACUAUUAAACAAUCGAUUGUUGAUAAAUGGUUGAGACAAGAAGAAUCUAAUGCUCAAGCGGUCGGUAAAUUCUUUCAAAAUUUGAUUGGAAAAGGAAAUAACAAGAUUCAAUUACUUAAGAUUCAAUCUGUUUGCGAUGAUGAAAAGUCUCAUACAACAUAUGGUGUUGUGAAUUUGAUAGGGCCAAAAGGAUUCUCCGUAAUUUCUUAUAAUAAAAGCGUAGCAUUUCAUUACGUCUCUAAUUCACCCUGGCAACUAUUCCCAAUGAUUGGAUCAUUUUUCAAUACAUAUCAUUUUCCUCCUGGUUCGGCACAUCUUAAAUUCUAUGAUGGAAUAUUUAAGAGUGCUAGGAAUCAAAGGGAUCAACCGAUGGCCAGUAAAUUUAUGUAUAUUAGAGAAUUGCUUAAGGAUUUUCCUGAACGUAAAUUUAUUCUCAUUGGUGAUACCGGUGAACUUGAUCCUGAAAUAUACACCACAAUUGCACGUGAAAAUCCAGAUCGAAUUAUUAAAAUUUUUGUCAGGGAUGUAACUACAGCUCACGUAAAGGAUCUUCCAGCUCAACCAGCAAAACGUUCGUAUACACAAACAUUCACAACAACCUAUAAAUACUUACGUAGUUAUUAUUCUGGUGAUUUCAAUAAUGAGAAUCCGAAUGAAGUAAAAGUUGAUGAGAAUGUGGAUAAAAUAAAAGAUGAUAUUAUGGAUAAAGUAGAAUCCACUAGAGAUAUAAAAGAUGAACAAGAUAAACAAGAUAAAUACGAUGAAUCUUCUCAUCCUUACCUUACACGUAUUAUGCAUGAUAUAUCUCAUUUACAUUCAUCAUUAGGUUCAAUUAUUGGAUUUGAUAAUACCACCGAUGAAAAUAAAAGAGAUAUGAAAACUCCUUUGGAAAUGUUUCAUGAAAGAUUAGAAAAGUUGAAAAAGGGAUUACCCGAAGGUUUAUUUUCGACUUUUACUGAUCCCAAAGACAUAGAAAAUGAUCCUUUGAUUAAAAAAUAUUUGAUUUAA